Molecule: messenger RNA, 2661 nt
Organism: Paramuricea clavata
Lineage: Eukaryota; Metazoa; Cnidaria; Anthozoa; Malacalcyonacea; Plexauridae
Source: the annotation of a GenBank genome assembly
AUGACAAAAGAUAACAUAUCACCCAUCCAAAUGCCAGUCCAUAGAGUUCCUGUAGCGAAAAGAGAGGAAGAGAAGGUAGCACUAGAUCGGUACAAACAGGAAGGGAUUAUUAGGAAAGUGGAAGAGUCUACCCCAUGGUGUUCAAAUGAAUUGAUUAAAGAAACACCCAAGAAGUUCCGGAUCUGCAUCGACCCCAGCCAAACCAUAAAUAAGGCUAUUCUUAGACCAAUUGAUCAGAUGCUAACACUGAAUGAACAGCUUCACAAACUGUGUAAUGCAAAAUGCUUCACAAUGCUUGAUGUCCGGGAUGGGUUUUUACAUGUACCACUGGAUGAAGAGUCCUUGCACAUGACCACAAUGCAUACCACCUAUGGAAGAUAUAGAUGGUUAGGUUUACCAUUUGGCAUAACCAGUGCCCCUGAGGAGUUUCAGAAGAGGCUGAUAAUUGCCCUUGAAGGGUCAGAAGGAGUUAUCUGCAUAGCUGAUGACAUUCUUGUUUUUGGUGAAGGAGAUGACUACAAGCAGGCUGAGAAAGAUCAUGAUCGCCACUUAAUUGCACUGAUGGAACGAUGCAUCCAACAAAAUAUCAAGCUCAAUGCAGGAAAAUUGCAGUUCAAGCUGAAAGAAGUAAAGUUCAUGGGAAACAUCAUCACAUCUGAAGGCAUGAAAGCUGAUCCGGGAAAGGUGUCCGGGAUUAUACAAAUGCCAACACCCCGCAACAAAGCAGCUGUAUUAAGAUUCAUAGGUAUGGUGAAUUACCUCUCUCCCUUUUGCGAGCACCUUUCAGCAACCAUUCAACCAUUACGGAACCUCACUCAAAAUGGUGUUCCAUUCAACUGGUCACAAGCGCAAGAUGAUGCAUUCACCAAAGCAAAAGAGCUGAUUUCAAAAUCCCCGACACUAGCAUAUUAUAAUUUGAGCAAACCAGUAGUCAUACAAGCAGACGCCAGUGAUGAAGGCCUGGGUGGCGCAUUGCUUCAACCUGAUGAACAGGGAAGACUGAAACCAGUGGCAUUUACAUCAUGUAGUAUGAGCAGCACCGAGCAACGAUAUUCUCAAAUUGAGAAAGAGUGUUUAGCCAUUUGUCAUUCAUUCAAUAAAUUUGACCAAUGGUUAUAUGGGAAGAAAGACAUAGAGGUGUAUACAGAUCACCAGCCAUUAGAGACAAUACUUAGAAAACCGCUAAAUAAAGCGCUUGCGAGGUUACAGAAGAUGAUGAUGAAACUUCAACGAUACAGUUUCAAUGUAACAUACAAGAAAGGAAAGUCUAUGUAUCUUGCUGACACCCUUUCGCGUGCUACACUUCCAGAUCCAGUUCGAGCUGAAGUCACUGGGUUUGAAGUAUUCAGAAUUGAGCUUGCGCAUCAAGUUAAUGAGCGUAAUGCAAGUCUUACCAAGACUACUGAAGGAAAACUGCAAGUCGAAAUCAAAAGAGAUCCAAUUUUGUCUCAGUUAUAUUCCAUGAUUAUCAAGGGUUGGCCCAAUGAGAGACAGAAAGUUGCAAAAGAGUUACAGCAGUAUUGGAAUUAUAGAGACGAACUGACCAUACAAAAUGAUAUAAUUUACAAAUGUCAUCAGAUUCUCAUCCCAGAGUCUAUGCAGGCAGAUAUGCUCAGUAAAAUCCAUGUCAAUCAUCUUGGUGUGGAAUCCAACAUACGAAUGGCAAGAGAAGUCUUGUUCUGGCCAGGUAUGAGAAAAGCCAUUCAGAAUAAGUGUACUACCUGUGGGUUUUGUGCACAAUACGGCCAGACGUUGACCAAAGAGCCUAUGAAGUUGAUACCAUUACCUUCACUUCCCUGGGAAAUAAUUAGCCAAGAUUUAUUUACGCUCGAGCAACGAAGUUAUCUGGUCACCAUGUGUCACUUCCCAGACUGGGUAGAAGUAGAUGAACUAAUGGAUAAUCUCUCAACAACCAUUGUUAACAAGACCAAGGUACAUUUUGCAAGGUUUGGCAUUCCACGUGUAUGUCAUACAGACAAUGGACCACAAUUUGUUGGCAAAGCAUACAAAGAAUUUGCCAAGGAGUAUGAUUUCAACCAUACAUCAUCUUCACCAUACCAUCCACAGGGAAAUGGCAGAGCAGAGAAGGUGAAGCUUGUUAAGAACAUGAUGAAGAAAUCGGACAAUUUUCAAGCUGCCCUAUUAAACUAUAGAAACACACCUCAGAGAGGUCACUCUUAUUCCACAGCUCAACGGAUGUUGUGUCAUCAUACCCGAACAAAAUUGCCAACGUCAAACAAGGUUCUUGUUCCGAGAAUGAUAAACAGAACAACAAUACAAGAGGAGUUAGACCAUAAACGCAGCACAAGCAAAACAUAUUACGACAGAGCAGUGGGACCACAACACAACACUUUACGACCUGGUCAAUAUGCAUACGCUAGACCGCCUCCACAACAGUGCGGGAAACCAUGGAUCUAUGGACAAAUUACAAGGGAAGAACCAUCGCGUUCGUACACAUUAAAAACACCCAACAGGAUGAUAAGAAGGAAUCGUGUCCACAUCAUACCGGCAACACCACCACCACCAGAUUCCGGACCUACUUCUCAUAAAAGGGCGUCCUCAACCGAUGUGGAAGCAAUCCCCAUCAUUCUUCCAAGUCGACCACCCAAAAAGGAAAUAACGGUAACGAAUGACGGACAAGAACCAUCAACACCCAUAUGA